Molecule: messenger RNA, 4650 nt
Organism: Lytechinus pictus (painted urchin)
Lineage: Eukaryota; Metazoa; Echinodermata; Echinoidea; Temnopleuroida; Toxopneustidae
Product: transmembrane prolyl 4-hydroxylase-like
Exons: 7
Coding region: 68-691 (207 amino acids)
Source: RefSeq, a predicted model, not a curated record
CUGUAUACAGCAGUGCACCUGCGCCCGCUGGUCGAUUCACCGACUAGUCGUAGUACAUGCGAUCACCAUGGGAGGCGCAGGUUGCUCAAGAGAUGUCGUCUGCUCUGUGGUACUAAUUAUUACUAUCCUCCUCAAAUUUCACUUUACAGUGGCGAACGAUGAGAUACCUGGAUUAAAAGAACAUGCUGAACAUUUCUAUGGAUCUAACCAAGAUGGUGAUUGCCAAGAAUCGGAGGGAAGAAAUGGAAUAUCUGGUCGGUCCGAUACGCUGGAAAAAGAGGAGGAAGUUCAGCCAACAGCACCAGUUGCAGUCAAGUUGACGAGGCUUGACGGUGUGCAGGUUGGUCAUGUUCAGGAAGUCAACCUGACUCCCAGUAGAUCUCAUUAUCUACAUACUAUCAACAUGAAACCAUUGAUCUUUGAAAUUCCAGACUUCUUUUCUGAGGAAGAAUGCCAGCACAUCAUAGAGCUAGCAAUGGAGCAGGGAUUAGAAGUAAGCUCCACCCAUCAAAUCACCGCGGACAACACUCUCCGCCUCCUAGAUACCAACGGAGACCAAAGACUGAGUCUACAAGAGAUGAGGAGAACUAUAGAGGAUGGAUAUGAUAUCUACUUUAAUGAUGAGGACAUUAGAGAAAUGUACUCGCAUCUCAAGUUAGAUUUGAAUCAAGAUGAUUGCAAAUUUCUCUAAGGGUAGCUGCUGCUUCAAGAAGAUAAACCUUCAGACGACAACCCUUUUCACAAUAAUAUCACCCAACCAUGAUUCUUAAUACAAUAUUUCAAUUCUAUGUGAAAGUCUCAAAGACCUUCAGUUCAGCAUGCAUGCUCUAAUUUGUUUGAGUGCGAACUGGCCUUGGUUGUUGGUUGGCUGGCUGGCAUGUUCUGGUUGGGGUAAUCUGUGGAGCCCAAGGGGGAAGCCCCUUUGUGACACACCCAUUGCAUUAUUAAGAUGGAAACCUACCUCCAUCUCAAGGAAAAUUCAUCAACCAUUCACCAGGUCAUGGCAGGUCGUGCUUGACUUUGGAGAGGGUGACUAAAGGGGGCAUUUUCACAUGAACCUUGCGAUUAAUAGCAAGUCAAUAAUAAAGUUAUUCUUAUCACUUGUAUAGUGUGGGAUGGUCCGGGCUGAAAAAAUAUAUAUCUAGAUAAAUAAAGUAAAAUUCACAGAUCAAAAAAUUUCAUCAAAAUCGGAUAACAAAUAACAAAGUUAUUGCAUUUUAAAGUUUCUCAAUAUUUUGUGAAAUCGGUUAUAUGCACAUCGUCAUGAAUAUUCAUUAGUUGGGCUGAUGAUAAUGAUACAGAACUGUUUCACCGGAAUAAUGCAAAUCUUUAAAAUUCAAUAACUUCGUUAUUUGUUAUCCGAUUUUGAUCAAAUUUUUCAUCAUUUUGCUUUGUGAAUUUCCUCUAUCUAUUGGGAUAGAAAUAUCUCCAGCCUGGACACCUCUAAGUGCUCUAUUAUAAUGCAGCAUUAUCAUCUUGGCUGUAAAGUUUACAAUUAAUCGCAAAAUGCUGUAAGGCUUGCAAUCGAUUGCACGGGUUGCAUUUGAACACAACUAAAGCAAUUAAUUGCAAGUACAAAAUGCACACUUCUGAUCAGAGGAAAAGCUUAAAUGUGAAUUACAUUGAAUGUCAUCUAAUUUAUCCAAUUAAAGCAGAAAGUGCUUUGACCAUUAUUUUUCUUUUUCCAUCCGCUGAUUUAUUUUUUAUUGCAUUUUGAUUUAAAAAAAGGUUUAUUUUUCUUUAAAAUUGACCCUUUGAGCACAGUCUUAAAAUGUUGGUCAUUGGAUAUCAGAAUGAUACAGAAAAAGGAUUAAAUCAUUAAAUUUCCAACCCAUUCUACCCUGGAGAAGUAGUCAGAAAUGAACAAGAAGAAAUACCCAGAUAUUGUUAUUGAUCGGAAAAUGUCCAUGUGUGAAUGUUUUCAAAAGCAAAGCUCAAAGCACAAGUUCAAUUAAUCAUAACCAUAUCUGAAGCUCUUGUAUAGCAUGGAGGAGUGUGCACUUAGUGCUGGGUAGUUGAUGUGUUCACUGAUAUGUCAUCAUUAUUACAACAAUCAUUUCAUAGUGUUGGAAUACAAUAUAUUCAGCCUUCGAUGAAGAGAUAAAUCUUUUUGUAGCAUAUAAAGCAAUUAAAAUGUACCUUGAAGCAUGAAAUUAGUAAAGCAAAGCUUUCGAUAUGCCUCUUAGAGGGGAAUGAAUUGCUGCGAUGCCUGUGUUGUCAAUUACAUGAAAUAUUCACAGUGUUUGCCUUUUAAAACUGUGUGUGUUUUCCUAACAUAACAACUGCAUGAAUCUGAUUGCUUGUUACUAGGCAGUAGUGACCAUUAAAAAAAAUCAUAUUUUCUCUAAGUUUAAACGGGAAAAAAAUUGUGUAUUUGGUGUAUUAUAUUAGAGGAAAUCACCUAUUUUUACCAAAUAAGUUAAUUUUUGUAUAUUUUGCUACCACCUUUGAAGUUUGUGACAUAUCUUCUUUUAUAUGCCUUCCUUAUAUACACUUAAUUCUUAUAAUAGAAUAACUAAGUUCUCAUAAACUGAUUUGCUUUGUAUUCAUACCUACAUCAACAUGAUAUUAACAGGGGCUACGACCCACCCUCACCUUUUCACUAAACGUGUACAAAUAUAUAAAAAAUGAUUGUGAUGAUUUUGCAUGGUCAACCUCUUCACUAUCAUCUCAGCGCCCCCCCCCCCCCCCCACCAUUCCAUAAUGUAUGAAGGCUUGAAGUUCCAGAACUUUGGUAUCAUCAUUUUCAGACUUCACAAAUAUUAAACCUUCAUUUUUCUCUUUAACAUUAUAGUAAUAUACAUAUGCAAGCCUGUGGAUUGUCUUUCAUUGCAGUGAUUCUGGUUAUCAGAUUAACACCUGUUUGACAAAGAAGGGGGACAGGACAGGGAAUAUGUGCCUCCCUCCCUCUUUUUUUUUUCAAAAUUAUGCACUGUAUCUCCCCCUUAUUGUAGAAGUAAGUAACCCUCUUUUAAGUGAAAAGGAACUUUUCUUGAUUAUUGCAUCAUUUGAGAGUGUUUUUUUUUAAGCAGGAUCAUCAGAUAUUCAGCACACCGUUUGCACCCUCUAUUUUAGAUCUUGGAUUAUGGACACAAUAAUAUCAUAUAGACAUUAUAUUUUGCACUUUGAAGUUUAUACAUGUUAUAAGAGCUGCAAAUGUGCCAUAUUGAACCUAGAUUUAUAUAUUAUGUUGUUGAUUGAGCCAUGUAUCUGGCAUAUGCACAAAAUCAGUAGUAAUGUAUGACUAUUCAACCCAAGUUUUCAUAUACUUCUUGCCAUAUGUUUUUGUCAUACAAUAUUGGGAACCAAAUUUUCUUUAGAGUUGGCUUUUUGCUAUGAUAUUAUUGCUAAAUGAUUUGAACAGAAUGUGAAAUUUAUUAUAAAUCACUGCUCUGUAUAAACAGGCUUUACUAAUAUGUUCAAACAGAAGGUUAUCAUGUUACAUCAACCUAAUGAACAGACAAGGCAGACUGAAGUAACUGAAAUUUCAUUUUCAGAUGAUUAAAGUCUAGCCAGAUUAAUCAAAUAACUAUGCUCAUAUCAAAAUUGAUUGCAUUUAUGCUGUUAGGAUCAUAUAACUGCAAAUCCUUGCAGGUAAUAUUGAAGAUUUAGUUCUGGUUGUGAAUUUUAACAAUGGAGAGUCUUGUAUGGAAGAGGUUGUGAAAGGCUUGCUAUAUUGAAUUGAAUUGAAUUCACUUCAGUUGAAUUCAACUAAAUUCAAUUCAAUUUUUUCAAUUCCAAUAAGGCAAUAGAGAGUAUGAAAUAAUAAUAAUACAUAUGAUUUAUAUAGCGUCUUUUCCAUAGUUAUAACAAGAUCAAGAAUAAUAAGAAAAGAGAGUGAAGAUAAAUACAACACAAUAAAUAACAAUACAGGGAAAAUAUAUCUUAUUGAAAAUGGGUGGGUAUAUUGCACCUUAAGAACUAAUGUUUGCUAAAAGCAAUAGAAUCACUAAUUUGUUGAUUUGCAAUCAAUAAAUUUGUAAGCUGGGUAAGUGUACACUUUACCAAGAGAGGCUGGGCACUAAGUGUAAUUGACAGAAAAAAAUAUUUUCAUACUGAACCAGUCAAUGAGAAGGGAUAUAACAAUCAUAAGACAUUUAUAAGAUGAAUGUAAUACGGAAUGUAAACUAAUAGUGAUGUAAUUCACUUUAGUGAACCUUUACCCAAGCUUAUUAAGAGAUAAGACAAACUUAAUUGAUUUUGAGUAAAUCUAAGAAUUUAUCAUUGUCACAAAGCAUUGAUUAGAUGGUCUAUUCAUUUUUUCUCUUCCAAUAUAAAAAAAUCUAAAAUCAGCAACAUAUUUUUAUUCUUUGAUAUCUAGUGAAUUUUUUUUAAAGAUCAUAACAAAAAUGUUAUGAUUGUUGAUGAGCUGUUUGAAUCCUGUUCUUCUGUUUCCUUGACCUUUAUUGACGGCAGAAUACAAAGAUAAUACUGCUGUAAUAAAGUCUGGUUCUAAAAUCCACCAGUGAAAAAUCCACCUGUCGACUUAUGUAUCAAUAAUGAAAAAGGGAAGCAACAAAGUCAAUGCCUGUACUUUACGGUUUUAGUCUUCUAUAUGGUGUCUCAAAAUAGUAAGAAAUAAUGGAUAUGAUUAUAUUCAGAAAUGUUUUGCGAUUAUGAAAAUAAAGAAAGCGACAAGUCAGCAAAGUC